CCGCAACGCUCAGCUGUGAGGGGGGUUUGGCAGAGUGACUAACGGAAUGAUUUGACUGUCCUAUCGGGAGGUUAUAGUCCAGUCCACGGCAGUUCCGGGUGACAGUCGGAUGGGAUGACGAAGGAAAUGUAACAUUUUGAUAUGGAGAGUAUUCGGUAGCGGAAUGCGUCCUUUCAUUGACCAGAGGAUAAUUUGAUGGGUAAGAGUUAGGCAAACGACGUUGAAGUCUGUUUUAGGUAGGCUAAUUCAUCACACCGGCUGUUAUCAUCAUCUAGUAGGCUAGUCUAUCAACAUAACUUAGAGCACUGUGUAGGCUAUAUGUAUUUUGAAAAUAGUAGCUCAGACCCCGAGCAUCGUUUCUAGUUGUUGAUAACGCACCGGGAUCGUGGCUUUCUAUUUUUCUAUCACUGUUGGUGCUGUCGGUCAAAAACACUGUUGUGUAAAUCGUGAGCCUCACCAGUCGUGAAGAGAAUCUGUUUCCAGAACAGGUUGAAGGUGCUCUAUUUAGCAACAAAUAGCUAUAGCACACAUGCUGUAGGUUAUGUGUCCUAAUAAAGGUGGAUGAUAAGCGGAAAUUCACACUUGGAUGGGCAACUGGUGAAAUACCAUUCUGCGAGGAAGAGGCAUACUGGAUCGUACCACCAGUAGAUUAAUUUACAAAAGAAGUUAUUUGUAUAAAUCAUAACAUAGUGCAAGAUUAAAACAAUUGAUUGUUAAUUUUGGCAUGUGUUGCAUGCAUUAGAUGUGUUUUAUCCUGAGUAAGCUAUGUAGUUUAAAUGUGUAUACUGAGGAGCAAUAGGCCUAUGAGCAGAAAGCAGCAAUAAUGUGAGUGUUAAUGCACACCUGGAGCCAAAGACAUUUACAGUAAGAGUAUGUACAUGCUUCCAUUUGUCACUACCAUCACUCACUGUGAAUUUCUUAGUCGCCCAAAAGUCUACUCAGGUCAGACACAUUAUCAAAAGCUACAGACAGAGAUAUAAUAUUCGCACGUAAGAAAUUUCCAAACCAUCGCCUAUAUCUUUGAGCAUCAUUGUCUUCCACACUUUGCACAAAUUCCAUGAGACAUUGACAGCACGCGUAUGUGUUAAAUGUUUAAACCAUAAACCUCAUACACAAGUCUUCCUAACAUACAUCAUUGCAAUCACUGCUGAAAAAUUGUGAGAAGGACACUGAAAACAGGCCGAACUUGUAUUUUUUUUUCUCAAAGCAAGAGGGACGAACUGUGGACUAAAUUGAAAGAAAUUUUACUGAGCUGUGGACUAACUUUGUCUGGGCAGACACCGGCUAUCACACGUGUGUGUGUGUGUGUGAUUAUAAAUAGAUGAACAAAGUCUUCGAAAACAGAGUGGCUGAAACCCGAGGCUUCCAGGCCUGCCCCUCCUUUCUUUUCGUUCCCUGAGCCAUCAGAUACUGGGCGGCUAGAGGCGCACCGCACGUGGAACAGCCCGAGCCGAGAUCCGAGACAGGCCGGUGAAAGACCGUGGGGUAGGCCUCGGACUGGACCUAAGAACUGACCCGACCUUGGUGAGCAGAGCCAUCCCACAGCGCAACACCCCCUCCUCCCUCAGACUGGGGAGGAAGAGCAAGAGGAGGAAGAGGAGGAGAAAGAGACACGCCCUUUGAUCGCAGACACCUCCCCAGACUCUUUGAGUGCAGAGUGCUCCCCCCACGCCACGCCACCCCACCCGACCUCCGCCCCAGCCCCAGCUCGUCACGCGAGGGGUCGCGAUCGUCGUGAUCCAGUUGUUUCCUGUUCUCUUCUCUGUUGUGAUUUCUCUCCUUCAGCGCGCUCUGGAGUUGCGUUGGAGGCAACCCACACGCUUUCUUCACAGAGAGCCCUUGCCUCGUGACCAACUACCUACUCACAUCCACAUCUCCCUCCUGCCAGGAGGUGUGUGAGGACUCACAAGCGUCUGUGUGUGUGUGUGUGUGUGUGUGUGUGUGAGCGUGUGUGUGUGUGUGUGUGAGAGAGAGAAAGAGACGCCUCUUCAUAAUGAUGUCUGCACUGCGGAUACUGCUGGUCCCCCUGGCUCUCUGCACUCUGCACGCUCGUCUCAGCCAUGCGGCGUGCGUGGAGGUGGACUCGGACACGGAGGCGGUGGCGGGAGCGGGGUUUAAGAUGGGCUGCAUCUCCUGCAAGCUGAGGGGGGAGGUGGAGGCCAAGGCCACUGUGGACUGGUACUUCAUGGCCCAGGGAGAGAAAGAAUUCUCCCAUAUCUGCAGAUUUGACCCUGACCGCGACGCGAGGCAACCCGACGUGACCGACGAACGUUUCUACGAACGUCUGUACUGGAACGGCAGCAAGAACACGUUGGACGUGCAGGACGGAUCCAUCUUCAUCCACAACGUCUCCUUCAACGACACAGGCACCUACCGCUGUUACUUUGACCGCAGCCUCACCUUCGCCAACUACAACUACCGCACCAACACCACCAAGUUCGUCCUCAUCAAAGUGGUUCCCAAAGCCACUCGAGGCUUGGCCUCCAUCUUGUCGGAGGUAAUGAUGUACGUAUCGAUCAUUGGGCUUCAGCUAUGGCUGGUGGUUGAGAUGGUGUACUGUUACCGGAAGAUAGCGGCCGCCGGGGAGGAGGCCCUGAGAGAGAGCGCGGCGGAGUACUUAGCCAUAGCCUCGGAGAGUAAAGAUAACUGUGCGGGGGUUCAGGAGGCAGAAUAACACAGGUCUGUGUGUCUUCUUUUCAGGACAAAGAAAAUCCCCAAACACCUGGCCUAACGUUCCCAAACACCUGGCCUAACAUUCCCAAACACCAGGCCUAACGUUCCCAAACACCAGGCCUAACAUUCCCGUCCAUCCUGCUGUCCUGUACACAGCCUUGAGCCAGGUCUUGUAAAAUGACUCCAUCACAUCUGCACAGCAUCCACUCAGCCAGAACAGAAGACCCAUCCAAGAACCCUUAACGUCAUUAACGCCUCUGGAACUCACCGUGCCGGAGGUAUAAAAGUCCUGCCACAUUUUUUUCCAACCAUUCACUUAAUCAGCUGAUUCUAAUGAGCACAGCUCUUAAGCCAGGUAGAUCGGGUAAUUAGUGAAAUCACCUAUGUUAAGCGCACAGUACACAAUACAUGGCAGGACGUUUUUGCUUUCUGAAGCUGGACUUUUACAUCUGGGCACAGUACCAUUAACACUUUGUCCCUCACAUUAGAUGUGUCAGAACGAUGUAGCUCAGUUUUCAUUCGUAGAUGAGGAAGUAACAAUGUAAUAUAUGGUGAGAAAUUGAAUAACAAUGGAUUCCUAAAGACCAACGGGACACUUAUGUCUAUAUGAAAGAUGAUAAUCAAAAUGGCAAAUGUUAUGAAGUUGUAAAUAUGCACUGACUCAUUUACACACUAGUGAGACGGCACAGUAGUGUAUUCCAGAUGUCUCUCUACUGACUGAACGAGUGAUCUGCUUUAUGAAGACUAUCAGUGACAUGAAAUGACUGCUGACAUAAAUCAGCAUACUUGGUCAUAAAGAUGCAUUAAACGUGGGUUUAGAAGAUAAGGUGCAACUGAAAAGCUUAGCACUUUGUCACAGGGGCAUGAUCUUGCAUCUGAUAAAGUAUUGAAUUGUAACAGCAGCUGUAUAUGAUUGGAUUACUGGAGAGAGAUGUUUUGUGUGAGCAGAUCUUCCUUCUGAUAACAUGCAUGUGUAUAAUGCAGCGACAGUACAGAUUCUACUAAACUCUAGUAACCAAACUGAGAUGUUAGACAUUCCUCCUUGUUAGCCAUCACAUAAAGCACAUUAUGGCCGUUUGGGCACAAGCGCACACACUACAUUUGUACAACUUUCCUGCACCCCUCUCCACUCAGAACCCCACUCCUAAAACAUCUCACUCGUGUAAAUAUUUAAAUAUAAUGUAUUACUUAUUCUCUGAUGCAAUGGAAUUGUAUGGAUGACACUAGUGGUCAGUUUUGAUAAGGUUUUAUCUUUUUGUUAAAAACACUUCACUAACUCGCAUACUCCAAGCUGUUAACAGAGGUGGUCCACUUAUUAACUUGGCAUGCAUUUUGAGAUUUUAAAUGUUGUAGCUAAGCAUCCACUGAACAAAGUGGCGCAGACCUAAGGCCUCCUCAGCUGUGUUGACAAAUGUUAUGGGUGAGACCUGGUCAAGCAAAUGCGCAUUACAGCAGCUGUGGCUGCUCAUGAUGUGUGUGCUCCUUCAUGCCAUUCGAACAAAUGUAUGAGAUGAUGAUUUAUGAGGUCCAUGUUCCAUGAAGAGUAGCCUACAUGCAUUUUUAAAGUCUAUGUUUUUUCUAUGCCCUGGAAUUUUCUCUGCCUUGAUCCCUACAGUUAAAGAAAGAAAUCUGAAGAUUGUUGGGUUUUUUUUUUCUUUCCACUAAGGGCUGCAUGAGUUAUUUGGUUAGCAAUCCCCUAAUGCUUGGGAAUGUUAAAAAAAAAAAAAAAAUCAUCUCACUUGUGCCUCACGCGGAAAUGUUUUCCCCAAACCUCCAAGAAGAUGAAGUCUUAGCUAGGCUAGGUAGACCAAAUACACUGGAGGUAAAUCUGUCUCUAGUGAAGGAGAAUGCAAACAAAAAGGCAAAACAAUGUGUGUGUCAUCAGAUCACUCAUAAAGCCUGGGAGAUUUAUUCGUCUCCCCUGCUUGUCCUUUUGCCAACCCUCAGGCGAGAACCCCGUUUUGCCAAGGGGGGGCAGCAAAACACUGCCAGACUGACUGCCGUUUUUAGGGCCUUGAUUGGUGGGGGGGAAAAACUAUUUUCAAAGUACAGGUACAGAUUUUGUUACUUUUGGGAUGUUGCAUCUUGUAAUAAUUCAGCUUUCUACUGCAUGCCUUUGCAAAGUUUGAAAGAACUUAAGGUUUAGUCUUUCCCUCUUAGCUACCGUGAGAUGAGCGCCAAGUCGAUUUGAUUGUAUUGGUCGGUUCACAUGCCUCAGUGUGUCACAAAACGGGUUCAACACAGACAGUUAUGAACAACUAAUGCUCCCGCCACACCUGGUCACUAAUGAUGUGUUUGUUGCAUAUCAGUGGUCUUGUCUGGUAUGACCCCCUAUGCCUACUCUUCAGAGUUUGCUGAAUUGUCAUUGCUGGUCCUUUUCAUGUCUACCGAGACUGAACGUUCACUUUAGGUGUCUAAGUUGGUAACUCCACUCUCACCGUGACAGCAUACCCUGUUCACAUAAAACAUUUUGGGGGGGCAAAAGCUAUUUUAAAAGUAUGCAUUUCAUGUAUAUGUGAAAAUGUUGCUUGCCAAACAAAUUAUGAAAAGGAUAUGGUUAAGUAUAAUUAAAAAUGUA
This is a messenger RNA of Sardina pilchardus (European sardine), 5251 nucleotides long. RefSeq names its product sodium channel, voltage-gated, type I, beta a (gene scn1ba). Gene Ontology annotation, biological process: regulation of heart rate by cardiac conduction; regulation of sodium ion transmembrane transporter activity; sodium ion transport. The transcript has 6 exons. Gene Ontology annotation, cellular component: voltage-gated sodium channel complex. The record is from RefSeq and is a predicted model, not a curated record. Lineage: Eukaryota; Metazoa; Chordata; Actinopteri; Clupeiformes; Clupeidae. Bases 1994 to 2674 code for a protein of 226 amino acids. Gene Ontology annotation, molecular function: sodium channel inhibitor activity; transmembrane transporter binding.